AUGAUAUUGACACUGUGGGAUUCAUUUGUUGACAGAGAAUGCAAAUUAUUCUCAGAAAAUAUUGACAAGAAACCAGUAAUCUUUGCAACAAACCUAAAAGUCACCUCUUUUUUGGGUUUAAAACUCUCCACAAAAUUUCGUAGUACCUUCAUGAAUAGUCUUUUCGUUGCAGUACAAAAAUGGGUUGAAUGGAAAGAUACAAGUUUAGACAAAGUCGAUGAGUUCAUUUUGAAAAAGCCAUACACUAAAAAAUCUGCCACAAAAUUGUCUCCUCCAAUGCACAACAAAUUUAUCUUAAUUCAAAUUCUACAAGACCGACUUUUACCAAGAAAAUUUUAUUGGGUGAAUGCCACUGCAAAAAUGGAAAAAAUAUAUCAGAAAUGUUGGUACAUGACUUGCAGCAGUUGUUAUCAGCGAUCAAGCGUUGAUUUUGGUGAAAUAUAUGUUUGUAUUUUCUGUAAAAGUUCCAAUUCCAAAGCUAUUACUCGAGCAAGAGCAUAUGUCCAAUUAUCAGAUGUCACAAGAUGUAUAAAUGCAAGUGCAAUUAGUGAAGCUGCAGAAAAAUUUAUGUUCACAGAUGCACAAAUUUUGAUGGAAGAAACAAACUUUGGUUCACAAGCAGAUUUUGUAGAUAUAAUUGGAAAAAUGCAAAACAUUGAAAGAACAUUCUAUCUCAAAGCGACUCAAGCAAAACCUAAUUCAUCCAAUUACAAAUUUUAA
Messenger RNA from Olea europaea var. sylvestris, 720 nucleotides. Its product is annotated as replication protein A 70 kDa DNA-binding subunit B-like. The transcript is spliced from 6 exons. The record is from RefSeq and is a predicted model, not a curated record. Bases 1 to 720 code for a protein of 239 amino acids. NCBI's taxonomy places the organism in Eukaryota, Viridiplantae, Streptophyta, Magnoliopsida, Lamiales, Oleaceae.